Molecule: messenger RNA, 1849 nt
Organism: Portunus trituberculatus (swimming crab)
Lineage: Eukaryota; Metazoa; Arthropoda; Malacostraca; Decapoda; Portunidae
Exons: 7
Coding region: 743-1756 (337 amino acids)
Source: RefSeq, a predicted model, not a curated record
CCCCACAAUGAGCUUAUUCAUCAGUAUCAAGUGGUUUAAGAGUUAAGACGAACCAGAUCAACAGUGUAGUGGUGCCUUGCAUCGGUGGUGCACGUCUGCUGCCACUCUCGCCUCGCUCAAGGCCUGCACUUGACGGACUGUGCUCGCCUCAACAUCUAAACAAACACACAGUAGUACAAGUUGAUUGUUUAGUACAGCUUCUACAACAUCCACACGGAAGUUAAUAAAUAAGAGGAAGAAGUGAACAUUUGUGGUCAUAGAAAAAAAAAAUAGUACCAGAGGGAGUGUUUGAAAAUAUAGAACCUGAUAUUGUGAUUGAGUUAAGCCCGGGACGAGAGAGACAGGAGCCACUUGUCACUGAUCACGCUAACCUUACACCACUUGCCGAGAUCCACACAUUCCUCAGCCAUCAACUACGUAGUAACGCUGACACGCGCCGCACUGACACCUCCCUGUGAUACUAUACGCGUGGCUAACGUGAAAUGAUAACCACUAACAUGAGACAGACACAAAGACAUGAGCCUUCAGUACAGAUAGAGAAAGAAAGAUAAAAACAAGGAAGGAGAGAGAGAGAGAGAGAGAGAGAGAGAGAGAGAGAGAGAGAGAGAGAGAGAGAGAGAGAGAGAAGCCUUACAACGAAGUGAGGGCAAGACAAAGGGCACCAUGAGUAAAGACAAAGUGAAUGACAGAGCGGCGAGUUGUUUGACGAAGUAAAGAAAACGGAGGGAGGAUCGCCAGGACAAUGGAGCAGCUGGAGGUGAUGCCCGUGAGUUCGCGAGUGGUAUGUCUGAACGCGCCGCACCUCAAGUCCCUGUGCGUGUUCGAGGCGCUCUCCCGCACCCUGGGCUGCUACUACAACCACCACCGCCCUCAGAUUGUGUCCUGCCAGGGCAAGGUGCGGCUGCCCGUGCCUCGCAUCACCCGCAUCCGAGGCCACACCACCCACACCCACACCCCCGGCGAGGCCCCCUGCCUGCACACCCUCCUACAGAUGGGGACAUACCUUGUGUUCCACCUGCCUGACUGGACACAAGUGCAACAGUGCCACCUGGUUCUGAAUGGGAUUGAAAAGGUUCCCAGAACUGAUGUUCCACCAAACAUUAUCCUGGAGCGCAUUGAGAGCACCACCACCUCCAGGCUGCUCACCACAGAGGGUGAAACACAAACAAAGCUCAGCUCAACAGAUCCUACCACAAACCCGUCCAUCAACAAGUCCCACACCAAACACACCACUCUGUCCUCAGUGUCUGAAAGAGUCUCCUGUGCCAUCAGGAGUCUGGGUCUGGAACACAGACACACCCAUGAAAACAACAAGAACACUUCCAGUAAGACAAAACAAACAGACCCUCAAGGGAAGAGUAGGGACCCAUCAGGUGAAGGCCAGCAGCACCAGGGACCAGCAAGGACGUGCCUGACCCUCAACAUGAUGGACACAGAGGAGGUGACCACACUGCUGGACGACGACGAGGAUGACUACAGCUCAGACACAUCGGAUGACCUCCACAAGGUGGUGCGGCGGCGGCUCCUGGUGGACAUCACAGCUGUGCUGAAGCCUCCUCCCCCUGACAAGGUUCUCACUCUCCUCCUGAGGCCAGCAGAGGAGACCCAAGCCUGGCAAUUCCUUUCAUCUUGCAUCAAGGUGACACAGAUUGGCAGCAAGGGCCUGGCAGAGAAUGGUUCUGGUACCAUGAAGAAGACCCUCACAAGAACCAAGCCACUCUACUUCUCAAAGAAUGGCAAUGCACACAGAUUCUAAGUCAACACAACCCUGCGUCAUGAAACUUGUUCCUUCAGAAGUAUUUAUCAAUGUACCUGACAGAUAAUUAUGAAGUAUAUAUUAUGAUAACCA